Molecule: messenger RNA, 2154 nt
Organism: Halteromyces radiatus
Lineage: Eukaryota; Fungi; Mucoromycota; Mucoromycetes; Mucorales; Cunninghamellaceae
Product: sulfate transporter family-domain-containing protein
Exons: 8
Coding region: 39-2087 (682 amino acids)
Biological process (GO): transmembrane transport
Cellular component (GO): membrane
Molecular function (GO): sulfate transmembrane transporter activity
Source: RefSeq, a predicted model, not a curated record
UUUUUUUUUUUUUCAUUCUUCUCAUUACUUGUUGUGUCAUGUCGAGACCACAUAAUGCCAAUGUGCCUUCUCGUGACGGAAGUUUAUCCCAUGGUGAUAGUGAUAGUGAAGAAGAUACUUACGGACCUUCUAUCCGUGUUUCAGAAAGUCAAGCUCUCUUGGGUUUAGGUCAAUACAAUCAACCAAGAUAUAUGACAGCAUCUCCAAUUCCUUCAGCUCAACUCUAUAUCGAUCCAGAACCAAGAGAUAAAUGGACCCUUUUGAAAGUGCGAUCAAAGUACUACCUUCCUAUUCUGCAAUGGUUACCGUUAUACAAUCGUCAACUCUUUAUAGGUGACUUGUUCGCUGGAUUGACCUUGGCCUGUUUAUUGAUUCCUCAAGCUUUAUCUUACGCUACUGCUUUAUGUAAACUUGAAGCGAUUCAUGGUCUAUAUGCUAUAGCUUUCCCUGCGAUCACAUAUGCUAUUUUUGGUAUGUCAAGACAAAUGUCAGUUGGUCCUGAAGCUACUCUCUCUUUACUAGUUGGUUCAUCUAUUGCCGCACAAGGUCAUACACCUGAUGACGAAAAUAACGUGGAUCCUUUAGCCUGGGCAUGUUUGAUGACUUUAUUUGUCGGCAUUUUCACCUUCUUACUCGGGAUCUUUCGUCUUGGUUUCCUUGAUAGUCUUAUGAGUCGUGCUCUUCUCCGUGGUUUUAUUACUGGUGUUGCCUUGGUGGUUUUAUUACAACAAACGAUUAUUUUACUUGGAUUGGUAAAUCUUAGUGAACAAGCUGGCAUCUCCGAAGCAUCUACUACUGUGGCAAGAUUCAUCUUUUUAGUCAAGAAUAUUCAUCAAAGUCAUCCCUUGUCUUCCUUUGUAUCAGGGGUAUCUGUGUCUAUACUUUUGGCUUUCCGUGUACUCAAAUCAAAAACUAGCAUGAAAUGGAUUCUUCUCUUACCUGAAGUACUUGUGGUGGUAGUCAUUUCGAUUUUAUUAACCUAUUUUUGUGAUUGGGAACAUCAAGGAUUAGAUAUACUUGGUACAAUUGAAGGUGCUGGAAAGAUUCCUCUCCCAUCUAUUCCGUCCUUCCCAGCAAAUCAUCAUAUGAAAGAUCUAUUGGUGACUGCCGCUAUGAUUGCUAUUAUUGGAUUUGUGGAAUCUGUUGUCAUUGCAAAAACAUAUUCAAGUCGUCACAACUAUUCUGUCAGUGCCAAUCGUGAAUUAGUUGCUCUUGGUGUAGCCAAUACAGUAUCAGGUUUAAUGCAAGGUAUCCCUGCGUUCGGUUCGGUAGCACGUAGUAAAAUUAAUGAUCGUGCAGGUGCUAGAACUCAGAUGGCAAGUUUGAUGACAGGUGUUAUGACGUUGUUGGCCAUUUUCUUCUUGUUACCCUACUUUUAUUAUCUUCCCAAAGCAGUUCUAUCUUCUAUUAUUUUUGUGGCCGUUCUCUCAUUAUUGGCUGAAUUACCUGAAGACUUACAUUUUAUAUUCAAAGUACAUGCUUGGCGUGAUUUGGCUUUACUGUUGGUUACUUUCCUGGCAACGGUCAUGAUCUCUUUAGAAUUUGGCACGUUAUUGGCUGUGACGUUAUCUCUGCUCCUUACUAUCAAAGAAACAAGUUACCCUCGGAUAUCUAUCAUGGGUAGAGUCAAGGGAAAUCAUCAAAAGUUUAGACCUAUUCAAGAUGGACCUGAUGAAAUCGAACAUAUGGAAGAUGUGUUAAUUAUUCGCGUAGAAGAACCUUUGUUUUUCGCUAAUACUGGACAAUUGAAAGAUCGACUUCGACGAUUGGAACAAUUUGGAGAUAUGUCAACACAUCCUUCUGAAACACCAAGAUUAGGAGAUUCUCGAUAUAUUAUUUUUGACGUGGAUCAUAUGCCAUAUAUUGAUGCAAGUGCUGUACAAAUCCUGUAUGAAAUUGUGGAAUCUUAUCAUCAACGUCAAAUUCAAGUAUUCUUUGUACGUCUUCGAGAACGACCUUUGGAAAUGUUUGAAAGAUCAGGAUUAUUAGAUUUGAUCGGGGAUGAUCAUCGAUUACGCAAGGUGUCUGAAGCCAUUGAAGCCGUUGAACGUGAUAUCACCAAACAUAGUAUUAUAGUGCAACAAUAGUUUAGAUACCCAUUUAUAUUUAGUUAUUCCUUUAUCUAUCAAAUAAAACCAUAUAUUGUAUUUAUGA